Messenger RNA from Annulohypoxylon maeteangense, 2349 nucleotides. RefSeq lists its product as uncharacterized. The coding region runs from base 1 to 2349 and encodes 782 amino acids. The record is from RefSeq and is a predicted model, not a curated record. NCBI's taxonomy places the organism in Eukaryota, Fungi, Ascomycota, Sordariomycetes, Xylariales, Hypoxylaceae. The transcript has 3 exons.
AUGACGCUCUCGGCGUUCUCUCUAACAUGUUCUCCUAUCUCGUCAUAUCAGAACUCGGUUUUGUCCCCCACCCAGACGGAGUUCACAGAACUCGCCGCCGUAGGAAUGCCUAGAUCACGGAUUCCAAGUCCCUUACGGAACAUGAACAUAGCCAAUAUGCCGGUCGACGUGGAUGCCGAGUACGUCUGCCCGAGGAAGAAUUGCGCGUCGGAAUUUUCUAGCAAAAAAGACCUGGGGCUCCACUUCCGCGUCGGGCACUCGCAUAUAUGUCUCUGGGGCAACAAUGGUCCAUGUGACAGCGCAGGCUUCGCAACGAGAGAGGAGCUAAACUGGCAUGUCAAACGGGAACACUUACUUCUGUGUCCGGUCCCUGGUUGUACUGAGGGUACCUUUUUGAACAAGGAGUUUCUUGAUUACCACUUGAAACUUAUUCAUAGCAUCGCGACAACUAAUAGGGACACGUCUAUCCAGCCCAUUGAUAUUCUCGGGGCUACGACAAACGCACCAGAGCAAUCGUCAGCGAGUUGCCAAGUGCAAACCUCCGCUACGACGCCCAAACCUAUUGAGGAUAGGGCACUCAAAAUAGAGAUGUCCAUCGGCACGUCGAAGAAACGCUGUCGAGAACAGCUCAAGACGGUGCUCGAGAAGAGGAUCAAAAGGGUCAACGGUGGCACGCCAAAAGCUGGUGAAAGCUCUGCCGCUGUUGGAAACCGCGCGUCUAAAUUAUUGGAGUCGGCAACUUUUCCGAUUCUUUGGGAGCAUAGCAUCCUUCCGUUCCUAAUCGAUCUUAUGCCAAAGUGGUGCGGUCCCGGCCAUGUAAUUAGCGUGAUGCGUGGCAGGAAACCCAAUGCCCGACGGGUCUGUAUCAUGACGAAACAACCUAUCUCGAGACCUCGCAAACUUGUCAUCGCAUGGCAUGUGCUAGACCUAUUCCCCGAAGCCUAUCGCAAUUCGAUCACAUUCGUAUUCUCUGUCGGGAAAGUAGAUCGGCUCGUGUGGUCGCGAGGUCUCAGCAAGGAGAUGCCUGAUGAGAUCUGUCUUCCGCGAAAUCCAUUUUGUUAUAUAAGUCCAUGCAUGGGAGACAGUAUUGGAACUACGGCCGAGGAUGGAGAUGAAAUCACGGCAACAUUAGGACCUUGCGUUACCAUCAAUGGCGCCAGUUUUUGGUUGGUAAAUUUCCACCCGUUUGUCGACGCAAGUAAAGGUGGAAUACAGCCAGUCUCUAUAGAGCAACCGUCUCCGGCGGACCGUGCGAGUUGUAUAGAUGAGAGACACGAUAUUCUGACCAAUGGUGAUUUCAACUUCCGUGUUGGGAAUUUGACUGCGACAUCCGGCUUCGACUUGAAAACCACUCGAAUAUCUCACGAUCCAUAUUGGGAGGAGUGUGGCAUGGAACCUCCGCUGGUUGUCACGGAUUGGGCAUUGGUCUCCGCAAAGGGUCAUCAAGCCAAUAUGUUGCGGAGGUUUCCUACUCCUCUUCAGAAACGAGAAACUCCGGUAACUUCGAUGAGUACAGUUGUACCCGGCGCAAGCGUAUGUUCGACAGGACGUAGCUCAGGCUUCCAACGGGGCGAGGUCUGCGAGGUACCUGCAUAUCUAGAUGGCUUCGAGAACGGAACCGGGAGGGCAUCUCGCGAAUGGUACAUAGAAGAGCCAUAUCCCUACGACAACGAUAAUGAGUGGAUAUCCGGUGGUAUAGGAGUCGAGGGUGAUAGCGGUGCCGCCAUUAUUGAUUAUGAGACCAAUUCCAUCGUCGGUCAGCUCUGGGGUCGGAAUAAGUACUAUGGUCCUGGCCCAAGAUACACAUACUUCACGCCCAUCUUCGACAUCUUUGACGAUAUCCAAGAACGAUGCGGUCAGGAACGUAGGCCUCAAUUACCACAAUACCGAAACGAAGAGGACAUGUGGUCGGUUUAUCCGGUCUGCAGACAGUGCUUCGAUAUUCGCGAAUCCCAAAGCCGGCGGAGCUCACGCGAAUCCUUAUUGUCAAUUCGUAUGCACGAAGGAAGAGCUGGAGAUAUAGAUAACGAUCUUACGUCUGUGUCGGAGUUAGCAACGCCCAAAGACCAAUCCCACCUAAUCCGUCACGUAGGACCUGACGUGGCGAGCCCAUCAUUCGGGGGAGUCGUAUCCCCAGCACCAAUUUAUUCUCUCUAUACUGUAACACAUGCUCCAUCUCCGGGAAAUUCGGAGUUGCGAAGUCCCUAUGCGCAAGCUCUGAAUGAAGAGGAUCUCUACGAAAAGUGCCCAAGCACGAACGAAGUUGCAUUAGGUAAACGUCCAAUCUUACCGACACCGAUGGCACGAAGCGGGAGUCAACAGCGCGCCAAGAGGAGAAGAGUAAUGUAG